This is a messenger RNA of Neoarius graeffei (lesser salmon catfish), 6136 nucleotides long. It is a transcript of the gene pkn1a, whose product is annotated as protein kinase N1a. Gene Ontology annotation, biological process: protein phosphorylation; signal transduction. Gene Ontology annotation, molecular function: small GTPase binding; ATP binding; protein serine/threonine kinase activity. Bases 756 to 3569 code for a protein of 937 amino acids. The record is from RefSeq and is a predicted model, not a curated record. NCBI's taxonomy places the organism in Eukaryota, Metazoa, Chordata, Actinopteri, Siluriformes, Ariidae. The transcript has 22 exons.
CAUCAUUACAGAACCGAGGCUGGAACGAGGGCAAGCUUUUUCACUGCCAGAAAAACAAAAAAGAAAGAAAUCUGCUGUUUAUUAUUAUUAUUACUAUUAUUAUUAUUACUAUUAUUAUUAUUAUUCUACAUGCAUGUCGUGUUGUGCUGUGUAGCGCGUGAGCGAGCUGGGCUCUGGGUCCCACCGUGAGCCGGAUGGACGGAUUUCCGCGCUCGGACGCGGAACAAACAAAUAAAGGAGUGAGUCGGUGAGAGAUGUGGGCUACUGAAUGGAAAGAAAGACACGACGGGUACUAAACUCUCCACGGUCUCUCUAGCUGGCUGUAACCGGUACCACUCGCACCAUCGUUCGUUUUGCUUUACCGUUUAUUAUUUUCCUGGAAGGAAUCUUUCCCUUGUUGUUUUUGUGCAGGUCUUUACCGGUGUCCCAGAACCGUCAAUGAUUCGCCUUUGAAGAUGAUUUUUGAACUAUUUUCCGCUUUGAAGUCGUCCCGACAGUCCUGUCGUGACUUUCUUUAGGAAAGAUCCUUCUUUCAUUUGGGAUGGAUCGCAGAGACGCGUUCUCUUUGAUGUUGCUCUAUAUGUUCAUCUGACGGUUUUCUGGAUGUUAGUGUUACUUUUGUACACAAAGGGACAUCCAGGACCUCUUUGUUGUUAGCCAUCGGUAAAUAUCUGCGAGAAGGGAAACAAACUGUUGCUGCUGACACGCCGGUGGUGCUUUCAUUCUCAUUAACGCUGUUUUUCAACCAGCACAGAAUGGCCAAUGACUCAAUUCAAAGUGAUCCAGGUGGGUUGUCCGUGCUGGAACAGCUGGGUCUGGACCACGGCUCGGACUUUUCAGAUUCAAGCGUGCAGCAACGGCUGGAUGAGGAGCGUGAGAAGAUCCGGCGUGAAAUCCGCAAGGAGUUGAAGAUUAAGGAAGGAGCAGAGAACCUGCGACGUGCAACUACUGAUAAACGCAAUGCCCAGCAAGUGGACAACCAGCUGCGCUCCUCUAACCGGCGUCUCCACUCGCUCCAUGCCCAGCUUCAGGAGCUUGACGCCCAUAUUGUUGUCAAGGGCACAGAUGAAGCUCGCGAUGAUGUGCCUCGGUCUCCUGGCACAGAGAGCAGGGCGUCGGCCCAUCAGGAACGCAUCGCCGCCCUGGAGAGGCAGCUGAACAUAGAGCUCAAAGUCAAGCAGGGGGCUGAGAACAUGAUCCCAAUCUACGCCAAUGGCUCUACCAAGGAUAAGAAGAUGUUGCAGACUGCCCAGCAGAUGCUCCAGGACAGCAAAACCAAGAUCGACAUCAUUCGUAUGCAGAUCCGCAAAGCAGUACAGGCUUACGAACACAAUGAGGACGUACAAGGGAAGCCUGACCCGUGUGGGAUAGAGCUGAGGAUCGAGGAGCUGAGGCACCACUACCGAGUGGAGCACGCUGUUGCAGAGGGAGCCAAAAAUGUUCUGAGACUGUUAGGAGCCAACAAAGUGCAAGACAAAAAAGCCAUGUCAGAGGCUCAAUGUCGUCUGAGCGAGUCCUCUCAGAGGCUGGAUCUGCUGAAGGUCUCUUUAGACCAGCGCCUGGCCGAUCUGCCUGAGGAUCAUCCCAAAGCCUGUCUGAUCAAAGAAGAGCUGGUUCUGGCCUCCUCACCCACUUUCAGUUCACGUCACGGCACCCCCUACCUGCACAACCAGUACAGCACACUGUCCAAACCCUCUCCACUCACUGGCAUGCUACAGGUGAAGUUACUCGGCUGCGUGAGCUUGUUGGAGGUGGUUCCGGGUCGUAGCCGUGGCAACCCUGUGGUGUUACCGUGCCACAGUCCCGGCGAGGCUCGCUCCUUCAUGCGCAGUGGGAAAGGCCUUUACAGCCGCAGUGGCAGCGUCAGUGGAAAGAGCACACUGAAAACAGAUGAGCUCUCCUCGGAGGUGAGUGCUGUACUGAAGCUGGAUAAUACUGUGGUGGGUCAGACAGCGUGGAAGACAGUCGGAGAACAUACCUGGGACCAGACGUUCACUAUAGAGCUGGAAAGGUCUCGAGAAAUGGAGAUAGCAGUGUAUUGGAAGGACUAUCGCUCUCUGUGUGCACUGAAAUUCCUGAAGCUGGAGGAUUUCCUGGAUAACCAGAAACACACAGUUAAGCUGGAGCUGGAACCACAGGGCCUGCUGCUGGCUGAGGUGACAUUCUUUAACCCGGUCAUCGAAAGGGUUCCACGCCUUAAGAGACAGAAGAAAGUAUUCUCUAAGCAACAGGGUAAAGCUUUCCUGCGUGCUCGCCAGAUGAACGUGGAUAUCGGCACGUGGGUGCGGCUGUUAAGGAAUGCCAUUCCAACUGGUAACAACACAGGAACCUACAGUCCCAGUGCAGCUCACACAAUACAGACUGGGGAGAUCUCUGUCGAGAAACUGAGCCUGGACUCCGAUUCCCCCAUGAAAGUGGAACUCAGGAGAGACAUGACAGAUGGACAGACACCGCUGAGAGAAACAGAGGAGAGACCACAUGUCACUGAGCUCUGCUCUCCUCAGGACUCAACACCUCAACGACCCAACAGAACACACUCGCUCAGCAGUAAACAGAAGAAAACUCCUUUGGGGCUUCAAGAUUUCAGGUUGAUCGCCGUGCUGGGUAGAGGUCAUUUUGGCAAGGUAUUGCUGGCGGAAUAUAAGAAAUCAGGCUCGAUGUAUGCUAUCAAAGCACUGAAGAAAGGAGACAUUGUGGCCAGAGAUGAAGUGGAGAGCCUGAUGUGUGAGAAGCGAAUCUUUGAGAUAGUGAACAGCUCUCAGCACCCGUUCCUGGUGAACCUGUUCGCUUGUUUCCAGACACCAGAGCAUGUAUGUUUUGUCAUGGAGUACACAGCAGGUGGAGAUCUCAUGAUGCACAUCCACGCCGAUGUAUUCACCGAACCGCGGGCUGUGUUCUAUGCUGCUUGUGUGGUCCUUGGCCUUCAGUUUUUACACAACAACAAGAUUGUAUAUCGGGACCUAAAAUUGGACAAUCUGCUGCUCGAUACAGAAGGAUAUGUGAAAAUAGCUGACUUUGGACUGUGUAAAGAAGGUAUGGGCUUUGGGGACAGGACGAGUACGUUCUGUGGCACACCAGAGUUUCUGGCUCCGGAGGUUCUGACAGACACGUGCUACACGCGGGCGGUGGACUGGUGGGGACUCGGAGUCCUGAUCUACGAGAUGCUUGUUGGAGAGUCUCCGUUUCCAGGAGAUGACGAGGAGGAGGUGUUUGACAGCAUAGUGAAUGAUGAAGUCCGUUACCCACGAUUCCUGUCGUCAGAAGCGAUCGGCAUUAUGAGGAGGCUGUUGAGGAGGAAUCCGGAGAGGAGGCUGGGUUCUGGAGAGAAGGAUGCUGAAGAAGUUAAGAAGCAACCUUUCUUCAGAAAUAUGGACUGGGAGGCUCUCCUCCUGCGUAAACUUCCUCCUCCAUUUGUUCCCACUAUCGGAGACAGAGAGGACGUGAGUAACUUCGAUGAAGAAUUCACAACGGAGGCACCCACCCUCACGCCACCGCGAGAACCCCGCGUGCUCUCGCGCAAGGAUCAGGACAGCUUCCGUGACUUUGACUAUGUCUCUGACCUCUGCUGAGCUCCUGUUACAGUCUCGGAGAGGUCAGAGGUCACACAAGAGUGGUCUCGGAUUGUUUAAUUUUCCCCAAUGUGAUAUUAUACAAAAAGACGGUCAUAACCACUACACUGUGACUCAGAGAAGAUGAAGGGCUGCUGUUUAGGAUGGCUCGUGUGUUCGAGAGAGUGCGUGGAGUUUUAUACUGUGAUGGAGAACGAAAGUGGCACAAGACUUUUCUUCAAAUAUAAAAUUUAUUCAUCUGCCAGAUGCUUUUAUCCAGAGCGACCAAUGAAUGAGCAAGAAUCCAGUCCAAGUACACAGCUAAAGCAAGGUUAGGGGACACAGCAGUGGCUCUCGGACAGUCCUUGGGAUUUGAACUUCUAACUUUCCAGCCACGAGUACAGAGUCCUACCCACUGAGCUACCACUGCCCAUUUGAAACAAGUUAAAUGUAGUCUUUAUUGUCUCUCUAUCGUUGACUUUCACCUCACAGCCAUUCAGGAACAGAAUAUCCUCUUCCUUUCUUACCUGACAAGGUGUUUGGACCCAGUGAAACUCUUUUACAUUCUCAAAUACCACGGGCAUGCCUUAACUUUGUACGCUGUCCCUUUAGAAUCUUCUAGUCUAUAUGUCUUGUAAGAAUGUUAGUUGAAAGAAAUGAAACUGUGAUGCAAGAAUCAUGACGUUCACUCGAUUUUAUAUAAUGCUACACACUGUAUAUGACAUCAUGAAAGCUGAAAAGAGCGUAAACGGUAAAGCACCAAGGCAUAGUGUGUGUUGGAUAAUGCAUCAACUACUCCAGAUAUAAAUCAAACUCAAUGUUGUACUACAGUUAGAACAUCCUGCACGUGGCAUUAUACCCACACCUUUUUAACUAAUAUCUGAAAAACAAAAGGUUUUAAGACCAAAACGAGUUUAAAUUAACAGCAAAAUCUGAUCGUGAGCUAAAUGUAAUUCAAAAAUCUAAAAUAAGGGCUUAUUAAGCCUCUCAGAAUCACAGAACCGAUGAUGCUUUCGCUAGGGUUGUAGAUUUCAGGCUGCCACAUGAUUCAAUGUGAUUCAGAUUCUUGAUACAAUAUUUUACGAUACUCCUGAGUCUGCUACGAUACUCUACAAUUCAGUUUAGCCUCCGACUGAUGUGUCACAAACUUUGUUGAGGAUCUGGGGUACUCCUAACAUUAAUUGGCAAAUAAUGAUGAUGAUGAUGACGAUAAGAGAAGGACACUCUUAAAUAUCAGAGUUUGGGGAAGAUCAACUUGAUAAGCCUAUUUACAGUGUCUUGCAAAAGUAGUGUUUGUCCUGUUUUGUCACAUUACAAGCUGGAAUUAAAAUUGAUUUUUGGGGCGUGAGCACCAUUUGAUUUACACAACAUGCCUACCACUUUAAAACCGAGAAAAUUUUUUUUAUUGAGACACAAACAAUAAUUAAAGAUGAAAAAACAGAAAUCUGGAGUGUGCCUAGGUAUUCACAUCCCCCCCCCAAGUCAAUACUUUGUAGCGCCACCUUUUGCUGCAGUUACAGCUGCAAGUCUCUUGGAGUAUGUCUCUAUUAGCUUAGCACAUCUAGCCACUGGAAUUUUUGCCCGUUCCUCAAGGCAAAACUGCUGUAACUCCUUCAAGUUAGAUGGGUUGUGUUGGUGUACAGCAAUCUUCAAGUUAUGCCACAGAUUCUCAAUUGGAUCGAGAUCUGGGCUUUGAUGAAGCCAUUCCAAGACAUUUAAAUGUUUCCCUUUUAAACCAUUCCAGUGUAGCUUUAGCAGUAUGUUUAGGGUCAUCCCAGUCUCAAACCUCUGGCUGACUCAAACAGGUUUUCCUCCAGAAUUGCUGUAUAUUUAGUGCCAUCCAUCUUUCCUUCAGUCCUGACCAGCUUUCCUGUCCCUGCAAAUGAAAAGCAUCCCCACAGCAUGAUGCUGCCACCACCAUGCUUCACUGUAGGAAUGGUGUUCUCAGAGUGUUGGGUUUGCGCCACACAUGGCAUUUCUCAUGAUGGCCAAAAAGUUCAAUUUUAGUCUCAUCUGACCAGAGAAUCUUCUUCCAUGUGUUUGGAGAGUCUGCCACAUGCUGUUGGGCGAACUCCAAACGUGUUUUCCCUGAUCUAUACUUCUCCACAACUUUGUCUCUGACCUGUUUGGAGGCUCCGUGGUUUUCAUGUUGCUUGCUGAGUAGUGUUGCAGAGUCAGGGUCCUUCCAGAACAGGUUGAUUUAUACAGACAUCAUGUGACAGAUCAUGUGACACUUUGAUUGCACACAGGUGGAUCUUAAUCAACUAAUUGAAGUGAAUUGGUUGGACCAGCUCUUAUUUAGGGGUUUCAUACAAAAGGGAGUGAAUGCCUAUGCACACUCCAGAUUUCUGUUUUUUUUUUCAUCUUAAUUAUGGUUUGUCUCUCAUCUCAUCUCAUUAUCUGUAGCCGCUUUGUCCUGUUCUACAGGGUCGCAGGCAAGCUGGAGCCUAUCCCAGCUGACUACGGGCGAAAGGCGGGGUACACCCUGGACAAGUCACCAGGUCAUCACAGGGCUGACACAUAGACACAGACAACCAUUCACACUCACAUUCACACCUACGGUCAAUUUAGAGUCACCAGUUAACCUA